Molecule: messenger RNA, 1029 nt
Organism: Neodiprion fabricii
Lineage: Eukaryota; Metazoa; Arthropoda; Insecta; Hymenoptera; Diprionidae
Product: ATP-dependent DNA helicase PIF1-like
Exons: 1
Coding region: 1-1029 (342 amino acids)
Biological process (GO): telomere maintenance; DNA repair
Molecular function (GO): DNA helicase activity
Source: RefSeq, a predicted model, not a curated record
AUGGCACAUAAAAAAUCUUUGGAGGCUUUAGACAGAACCUUAAAAGAUCUACGAAGCAAUCAUAACCGAUUUGGUGGUGCAAUGAUUUUAUUAGCAGGAGAUUUUCGUCAAACAUUGCCAGUGAUUCCACGAUCAACGCCAGCUGAUGAACUCAAUGCAUGUCUAAAGUCCUCCAAUUUGUGGAAACAUGUCAAAGUACUUCAUUUAAGCAAGAAUAUGCGUGUCGAGUUGCAAAAUGACCAAUUUGAAAACAUAUUCUCUAAACAACUCAUUGACAUUGGUAAUGGCAAAUUUCCUAUAGACAUGUUGACUAGCUGCAUUAACUUUCCUCAAAGUUUUUGUCAGUUGACUCGAUCAAAAGAUGAACUUAUUCAGAAGGUGUAUCCAGGUGUUUCUCAAAAUUACAGAAACCAUGAUUGGUUGAGCGAAGGAGCUAUAUUGGCUGCAAAAAACAUAGAUGUAAAUGAAUUAAAUUCAAAAAUUCAAGAACAAAUUACAGGCGAGUCGAGGACAUAUAAAUCAGUUGAUUCGGCUACUAAUCAAGAUGAUGUAGUCAACUAUCCACCGGAAUUCUUAAACUCGCUGGAUUUGCCAGGAUUGCCACCUCACAAUCUUCAAGUAAAGGUUGGAUCGGUAGUUAUAAUGUUGCGAAAUAUCAACCAACCGCGUCUUUGCAACGGCACACGGUUAGCGAUAAAAAAAUUACUAAACAAUGUGAUAGAAGCAACUAUACUGAAAGGAAAGUAUAAAGGAGAAGAUGUUCUCAUACCGCGCAUCCCAAUGAUUCCGACUGAUAUGCCAUUUGAGUUUGAACGACUACAGUUUCCAGUGCGGCUUGCUUUUGCUAUGACCAUAAACAAGUCCCAGGGGCAAUCAUUAAGUGUUUGUGAUAUUAAUUUGGAAAACCCAUGUUUCUCACAUGGUCAAUUGUAUGUUGCCUGUUCCCGUGUUGGAAAACCAUCGGAUUUGUUUGUCUAUGCGCCAGGUAAUCAAACAAAAAACAUCGUAUAUCACAAAGCACUACAAUAA